AUGGCCUCGGAGGCGGUGAAGGUGAUCGUGCGCUGCCGGCCCAUGAACGAGCGGGAGAAGGCUCUCGGCUGCAAGGCGGUGGUCAGCAUGGAGAGCGCGCGGGGCCAGUGCUUCCUCCAAAACCCCGCCGCCGCCGGCGAGCCCCCGAAGCAGUUCACCUUCGACGGGGCGUACUACCAGGAGCACAACACGGAGCAGAUCUACAACGAGAUCGCCUACCCGCUGGUGGAGGGUGUCACCGAAGGCUACAAUGGCACCAUAUUUGCCUACGGCCAGACUGGCAGCGGGAAGUCAUUCACCAUGCAGGGAAUCGUGGCUCCUUCUACACAGAAAGGCAUAAUACCCAGGGCGUUUGAACACAUUUUUGAGAGCGUACAGUGUGCUGAAAAUGCCAAGUUCUUGGUGAGAGCUUCCUACCUGGAGAUUUACAAUGAAGACAUACGAGACCUUCUAGGAGCUGAUACCAAGCAGAAGUUGGAGCUGAAGGAGCACCCAGAGAAAGGGGUGUACGUGAAGGGGCUCUCUCUGCACACGGUGCACAGCGUGGUCCAGUGCGAGCGGAUCAUGGAGACAGGCUGGAGGAACCGAGCAGUGGGUUACACCCUCAUGAAUAAGGACUCUUCCCGCUCCCACUCCAUCUUUACUGUCAAUAUGGAAAUCUACACCGUAGAUGAGCGAGGGCAGGACCACCUUAGGGCCGCAAAACUCAAUUUAGUGGAUCUGGCAGGAAGCGAGAGACAGUCAAAAACUGGAGCCACGGGGGAGCGGCUCAAAGAGGCCACCAAAAUCAACCUCUCCCUCUCAGCGCUGGGUAACGUCAUCUCAGCCCUGGUCGACGGCAGGUGUAAGCACAUCCCCUACCGAGACUCCAAGCUGACCAGGCUGCUGCAAGACUCUCUCGGAGGGAAUACCAAGACGCUGAUGGUAGCGUGCUUAUCUCCAGCUGAUAACAACUAUGACGAAAGCCUCAGUACUUUGCGCUAUGCUAAUCGAGCGAAAAACAUCAAGAACAAGCCCUGCAUCAACGAGGACCCCAAGGAUGCUCUGCUGAGGGAGUAUCAGGAGGAGAUUAAGAAGCUGAAGGCCAUUCUAGCUGAACAGAUGAGCGUGAAUAACUUGUCAGCCCUGGAAACGAGGCUCCUGCCUGCUGAGACCGCUCACCUGGAAGCAAAGCCAGCUCCCCUCCUCAAACCCCAGUUAGAUCUUGAAGCAGAGAAGCAGCUGAUCAGAGAAGAGUACGAGGAGAGGCUGGCCCAACUAAAGGCCAGCUAUGAAGCGGAGCAGGCGUCCCGCGCCCGCCUCGAGGAGGACAUCAGUAGCCUGAGGAAUCAGUACGAUCUCAAGCUGUCUGCCCUCGAGGAGAACCUCAGGAAGGAAGCAGGUGUGGACGAGGCAGCUGCCGUGAGGACUGAAACUACUCCUGACGAGACACCUCUGCCCGAAGACUCUGUUGCUGCAGCAGAUGAAGAACCAACGUCAGCCCAGGACCCAGCAGCGCCUGGGACGGCCCAAGACGCUGGCGGUGCGAGCAGGGGGAGUGCUGGAGCGGAGGUGGCGGUCACCGCUGAGGGGAUCUCCCUGCCUGCAGACCAGCAGCAGGUGCUCGCCAGGCUGCGGAUGCUGGAGCGACAGGUGGUAGGGGGGGAACAGGCUGAAAACAAGGACCUCAAAGAAAAGCGUAAACGCCAGAAAAAAUACGCGGACGAACGUCGGAUGCAGCUGGUGGCCGCGCUGCAGCAAUCGAACGAGGACAGCAGCGACUGGGUUCUGCUUAACGUCUACGACUCCAUCCAGGAGGAGGUUCGAGCCAAGAGCAAGCUUCUGGAGAAGAUGCAGAAGAAGCUGCGGGCUGCCGAGACUGAGAUCCAAGAUCUGCAGUCGGAGUUUGAGCUGGAAAAGAUCGAUUACCUCGGCACCAUCCGCCGCCUGGAGCGAGACCUGAUGCUCUUCCAGCAGCUGCUGGAUCAGGUGCAGUCCCUCGUCCGGCGCGACUGCAACUACAGCAAUCUGGAGAAGAUCAAGCGCGAAUCCGUCUGGGAUGAGGAAAACGGCUGCUGGAAAAUUCCAGAACCCGUCAUCCAAAAAACCCACCUGCCCGCAGCAGUUCCAGCCCUGCCGCGGCCCAAACCUGCCCGAACGAGCCCCCCGGCCGACAGCGGAGAGCUAACGCCCGAGGAAGACCGCUACAAGCUGGCGCUCAACAGGCGCGACAGCGAGACCAUCGCCAGCAACUACUUCCGACCGACGCGGGCCAGCCGCAUCCUCCACCCCAGCCCAACCAAGGACCGAGACAGGGGCUUCGAUCUCACUUUCCGGACAGCGGAUGAUGCGGGCCUGUCCCUGAUAAAAUAUGGAGAAUUUCUGUAUGACAACUUGAUCAUCUUCUCGCCAUCCAUAGAAGAUUUUGGUGGAAACAUCAAUGUGGAGACCAUCACCGCUUUCAUUGACGGCGGCGGCAGCGUCCUCGUCGCCGCCAGCUCGGACAUUGGCGACCCGCUGCGAGAGCUGGGCAGCGAGUGUGGGAUCGAGUUUGAUGAGGAACGGACAGCCGUCAUCGACCAUCACAACUACGAUAUAUCCGACCCUGGCCAGCACACGCUCAUCGUCGCAGACCCCGAAAAUCUCCUGAAGGCCCCCACCAUCGUGGGGAAAGCGGCGCUGAACCCCAUCCUUUUCCGAGGAGUCGGGAUGGUGGCUGAUCCUGACAACCCGCUGGUGCUGGAUAUCCUGACUGGCUCUUCUACCUCUUACUCCUUCUUCCCAGAUAAGCCCAUUACUCAGUACCCCCACGCGGUCGGGAAGAACACCCUUCUGAUCGCGGGGCUCCAAGCCCGGAACAACGCCCGCGUGGUUUUCAGCGGCUCCUUGGAUUUCUUUAGCGAUGCCUUCUUCAAUUCCGCGGUGCAGAAAGCUACCCCUGGCUCCAAGAGAUACUCGCAGACGGGUAAUUACGAGCUGGCUGUCGCCUUGUCCCGCUGGGUGUUCAAGGAGGAGGGAGUGCUGCGCGUCGGAGCGGUGUCCCACCACCGCGUGGGGGAACUCGCGCCUCCCAACGCCUACACCGUCACCGAUCUCGUGGAGUACAGCAUUGUAAUCGAAAAGCUUUCUGACGGCAAGUGGGUCCCCUUCGACGGAGACGAUAUUCAGCUGGAGUUCGUCCGCAUCGAUCCCUUCGUGCGCACCUUCCUGAAGAGGAACGGCGGCAAAUACAGCGUGCGGUUCAAGCUGCCGGAUGUCUACGGAGUGUUUCAGUUCAAAGUGGAUUACAACCGGCUGGGUUACACCCACCUCUACUCCUCCACCCAGGUCUCCGUGCGUCCCCUCCAGCACACGCAGUACGAACGUUUCAUCCCCUCGGCGUACCCCUACUACGCCGGCGCCUUCUCCAUGAUGGUUGGACUCUUCAUGUUCAGCAUCGUCUUCCUCCACAUGAAGGAGAAGGAGAAAUCCGACUGA
Messenger RNA from Nipponia nippon (crested ibis), 3456 nucleotides. NCBI's taxonomy places the organism in Eukaryota, Metazoa, Chordata, Aves, Pelecaniformes, Threskiornithidae. The record is from RefSeq and is a predicted model, not a curated record.